This is a messenger RNA of Lasiosphaeria miniovina, 186 nucleotides long. RefSeq lists its product as uncharacterized. The record is from RefSeq and is a predicted model, not a curated record. The annotation marks the transcript as partial. NCBI's taxonomy places the organism in Eukaryota, Fungi, Ascomycota, Sordariomycetes, Sordariales, Lasiosphaeriaceae. The transcript has a single exon.
AGCUGUCCGCAAUGCGGGUGCGACCUGCGCGUGCUGGCGCAGCCCGUCGAUGAGACGCAGGCCGCCCUCCUCGUCGCCCAGAAGCAUAUCUCGGACCUCGAAGCCCAGGUGCGCCUGCUCAACCAAAAGGCGUCGGCCGCUGUCGACCGCUGGGCCGACUACGAAGACGAGCUGGCCAAGCUGCGG